UGACAACUAGCAAACUUCCACAAAAUUGAACAUAAUGUCUGAGCAGGCAAAGAUUUUGAACGAACACAACAAUGAAAUGAUAAGCAGAAUCGACGGAUUGUGUCAAAAGAGGGAUAUUUUGCAAAAGUCAAUCAUUCAAAUCGAAGAGGAGAAAAACCGACUUCAACAUGAUAUAAGAUUGCUGGCGGACAAGUUAGCAAAAGUUAACGAAACCUUAAGUGAAAAGAUAACAAUUAGAAAUGCAUAUGACAAAACAAUCGCCGAAUCCCAAGCGGCUUACAAUAAAAUUCUAGAUAACUCAAAAAUGUUACUGGCAUGGUUGCGAAAAGAUUACGAUAACACGUCCACUAACGUUGCUAAGAGUUCUCGAAUUUAACUUUCGAAUACACAGCAAUGCUUAUAUUUACACAGAUCUCAAAUUCUCUGAGAGAUACAUAUUUAAUACCGCCUUACAGUUUUUAAAGCCUUCGUUUUUAUGCUGUAUUCUGUAUUUUUACCUGCAAUCGACCAGUAUGUGUGAACCAGUUGUGUACUUUUCCUACUUUUCAUUGCUUUCAUAAAACCAUAUCUACAUUA
Dicrocoelium dendriticum is the source of this 576-nucleotide messenger RNA. NCBI's taxonomy places the organism in Eukaryota, Metazoa, Platyhelminthes, Trematoda, Plagiorchiida, Dicrocoeliidae. The record is from the annotation of a GenBank genome assembly.